Messenger RNA from Heteronotia binoei (common prickly gecko), 2760 nucleotides. RefSeq names its product adhesion G protein-coupled receptor G4 (gene ADGRG4). The transcript has 21 exons. Gene Ontology annotation, cellular component: membrane. Gene Ontology annotation, biological process: cell surface receptor signaling pathway; adenylate cyclase-activating G protein-coupled receptor signaling pathway. The record is from RefSeq and is a predicted model, not a curated record. The coding region runs from base 1 to 2760 and encodes 919 amino acids. Gene Ontology annotation, molecular function: G protein-coupled receptor activity. NCBI's taxonomy places the organism in Eukaryota, Metazoa, Chordata, Lepidosauria, Squamata, Gekkonidae.
AUGUCGUUAGCUGGCAAGGCAAUUACUGGCUCUUCAGCGAAGACAUUACUGCUUCUGCCCUUGACCUACACUGUGGUGAGUGACAUGCAACAGCAAAUCAAAGAUGUUUUGGGAAAACACAAAGAAAAGAAAAAUAUGAAGACAACAAAUGGAAAGCAAGGAUACGAGGAAGCUCAGAGACAAACCACCGCAGGUGAUUGGGAAGUGAGUUCUACUGUUCCACCAACUUAUAUCACAGCACCUAAUCCCACAGUUUCAGUAACCUUCUACAGCAUCCAAAUGAACUUUUCAGUGUUCUAUAAACCUCUGGAGAAAUUUGAUUACUAUGAUGUUAAGAAACAUUCUACAGCCUGGUUUCAGAAGAUGUUCUCUAAUUCUGAAUUUGUCAUUACAAACCAUAACAUCAAGUCUAACAUGCAGUAUUCCUCUAAAACCAUUGUCAAAACUACAUCCAACCAAACGGCAAAAGAACAAGAGGAAAAGCUCCAUGUCCUUUUGAGCCACACUUAUAGGGAAGAGGAACUGUCUUUGGAACCUGAUCAUCCCACUGUGGCUGCCAUUGCUCCAGGCACAUGCUCUGAAACCGUAACUGAAUCAAAAAACAAAGGGAACUUCAAGUGGCUGGGGAGGAUUCCUGCUGAUGUGGCACAUGCAAACUGUCAGAGAAACACACAGCAGUCUGCCAGUAGGGCAUGUGUAAUUAAUAUUGUAACGGGAAAAGCUGAUUGGAGAAGACCAAAUCUGACUGAAUGCCAACUUCUCUAUGACCUGCCAAAUAAUAUCAUGGCACUUAAAAAUGUGACCAUCUCAGAGGAGAAUGCUGAGGAGGUUGCAGACCAGAUUUUGAAUCUGCUGAAUUCUUCUAAACUGAGUCAAGAAGAAAUUAAAGUUCUUGUGGAUAAACUCUCUGAUAUUGCAAACUGUGAAGAGAUCAGCUGGACACUGGCAGAGAAAUCAUUAAACAUCAUCAGCAGCUUAAUGGCCAAGACAGAUAAUGGAAAAGAUCUGCGAACCAUGGCCAGCAGCAUCUUAAGGAUAAUGGAAAAAAUAGGUUUCAAGAUGAACUUCAGUGGAAGAAAUGUGUCCGUCGUGAUGCCCAGGCUGGCUUUGGCUUUGAUGCGUCCAGAUCCCAUCAGUUUCCAAGGAGUUGCUUUUGGGGUUACUUCCUAUGUGUUACCCACGGAUCCAGAGAUCAAUAUACGUGAAACUCCCUUCCAGACAGCCCUGGCUGCAGUAUUUUUGCCAGCAUCACUGAGAGAUUACUUAAGAGCCCAGUCCUUUGAUCCACAAGAUCACACAGAAAUCCAGUUCAGUUUCUUCGGCAGUACUGGACUAUUUAAGGAUAGCUGCCCUGAGGAAAAAAGGCUGAACACCUACAUCGUGGGUGCCAGCAUUCAAAAUGUUUCUGUCCAAAACCUUACGAAUCCUGUGAAUAUUAUUUUGCAACAUAUAGAGGAUAACAUGAAUAACACUCCUGUAAGCUGUGUCUUUUGGGACUUUCUCAAGAACAAUGGGAACGGUGGCUGGAAUACAGCAGGGUGUAAAAUGAAUCAUACGACUAUCAAUUACACAAUCUGCAACUGUAACCACCUGACCCAUUUUGGAGUUCUUCUGGAUUUAUCCCGGAGUCCAGUCAAUGCUGCAGAUGAUUCGAGUUUGACACUGGUCUCCAAUGUGGGUUGUGGCAUUUCUUCCAUUUUCCUGGGAUUGGCGGUAGUGCUGUAUCUUUCUAUUGACAAGCUGCGUAUGGACUACCCUUCCAAAAUCCUCAUCAACCUCUGCUUGGCACUGCUUUUGCUCAAUCUCCUGUUCCUGGUGAAUUCAUGGCUGGCUUCAUUCCACAAUCGUGACCUCUGUAUCGCAGUUGGUGCUUUUCUCCAUUACUUCCUGCUGGCAGCCUUCACCUGGAUGGGCCUGGAAGCCAUCCACAUGUAUUAUGCACUCAUCAAGGUCUUCAAUACUUAUGUUCCCAACUACAUACUUAAAUUUUGCAUUGCUGGCUGGGGAAUACCAGCAGUUAUUGUCACGAUUGUCCUCUUUGUAAGUACAGACUCUUAUGGAAGCAAAAACAACAGCAGCUCACUCACACCUUUCUGCUGGAUUCAGAAUAACACAGUCUUCUACAUUUCCGUGGUGGCUUAUUUCUGCCUGGUGUUCCUGAUGGAUCUUGCCAUGUUCAUCACCAUCCUUCUUCAGAUACGUGCCAUGAAGAAUCAAGGGCGGGCUGACAGUUGGAGCCACGGCUUUCUUCAUGACAUGAAGCGUGUGGCCAGUUUGACUUUCUUACUUGGCUUAACAUGGGGCUUUGCUUUUUUUGCAUGGGGAUCAGUUAGGAUUUUUUUCUUGUACCUUUUUGCCAUCUGCAACAGUCUGCAAGGGUUCUUCCUUUUCCUGUUUCACUGUCUCUUGAAGGAGAAUGUGAGGAAGCAGUGCCAAGUUCACUUCUGCUGUGGGAGGUUUAGUCUCCGCUACUCUGAAUGGAGUGGCUCUGGCACACUGUUGCGAUAUCAGCAUCCACCAAACCCUGAGCGGAAACCAUCAUCCCGUUCUUCACAGUCUGAUGGGACCAAUUCAACAUCAAAUGGCUCAGGAUCUUUAACAGGGGCUAGUCCAUUCACUCAUGUCGAAACUGACCAAGUUCACUGCAACAUUGAGAGCUCAUCUUUGUCUUGUCAGCCUUCCAGGCUUCCUCGUGCAAGAAGAAUAUUGUCAAUUGAUUGUGAGCUGCAUUGCAUUCAGAAGAACCAGCUUUGGCCUUGA